AUGCUUUCUAACCAUGCGGAGGAACUUCAUAUAGUUAACAGUAUUUUAGAUACGGGUGAUCGAACCUACGAAUGUGCACAACGCGUUAAUACCUUUUCCCAAAGAGACAGCCUUGAACGCAACCUCCAAGAUUCUCCUUGGACUGAAUUUCUAGUAGGUUAUGAGAACAUGGACACCACGCAGAAUUAUGACCAAGAAGGCCCAUACUCAAUGGUCAGGUCGGGAGCGCAUUCAUGGCAACGGCAGGAGGUAGGGCUGGUUCCGAUGGGCAUAAACAUCGAAACUGGCUCCAUAGUUGCCCCCCUUUGUCAAUCAAAUACUUGGCCGAUCAUUGGGAACACAAACUGGAAUCUCAAAUCCUUCCAGGAGCCAAGUGAUCUUCUAUCGACCCUGGCUCCAGCGCCUUACACGAAUACGGCCACUGUGGUUUUUCGAAAAGAAGGGGAUGAAGAUGAUAUCACCUCAUUCUUGAAGUACGAAUUGUCGCCAAGCGUGAAUGUUUGCUUGGAAAUGAAAGACAUGUUUCCAGAAUAUUCAUGGCAACACGACUUUGAUGUUAGCCAGCAUGUCACGGGGCUUACGGUUUGGUAUUACAUCCCGUACAGCACCAUUUCUGUCAGUUUUAAGCUUUGCGCUCAAAAAGUCUCAAGAUCAAGGAUCUUCGAUCACAACAGCGCAAUUAAAGGGUCAGAAAUCAUUUCAGCUCCCGCACCUGUCGAGCAUUCCCGCGUUGCGGCCUAUCUGUCGUCUUUAAAAGGCCACGCCGUAACAAAUCUUGAUCGUUUUGUAACCCAGUUCCGAGCGGUUAUCACACCAGUUCCAGCAGGAAAUCAAGAAGGGUCUUUGGCCAACUUAUUUGUUUCAUUCGAGCUGAACCCCAAUGUUUCUGAAAAUGAUUUGCUCCACGAUGAUUCAGAAGGUAUCGAGUUGCUCAACGAACAGCGCAACCGCGAUGAGUAUGGCUGCGAAUUUCUCCUUGAUCAAUCUUCUCAGCAUGUUGUAGAUCAAGAGGCAGACGCACCGGAGCAUUUCCGGCGAGGAACGCCUCACCAACCCGCCAACUCAGACACCUCCAUCCCAGGUACAUUCAAAAUUGGAAACCAACCAGAUGAUCACAAACACGUUCGUGAGACGACUGCCAGCACGGAGGAGAAAGAAUGUUUUCAGUGGCAGUCAAAUAUCAAAAAGGCAAACGAAUUUUGGAUGGUUGUUUAA
Messenger RNA from Pyricularia pennisetigena, 1215 nucleotides. RefSeq lists its product as uncharacterized. The coding region runs from base 1 to 1215 and encodes 404 amino acids. The transcript has a single exon. The record is from RefSeq and is a predicted model, not a curated record. NCBI's taxonomy places the organism in Eukaryota, Fungi, Ascomycota, Sordariomycetes, Magnaporthales, Pyriculariaceae.